This is a messenger RNA of Nothoprocta perdicaria, 1795 nucleotides long. RefSeq names its product phosphatidylinositol glycan anchor biosynthesis class U (gene PIGU). The transcript is spliced from 12 exons. The record is from RefSeq and is a predicted model, not a curated record. Gene Ontology annotation, cellular component: GPI-anchor transamidase complex; membrane. Lineage: Eukaryota; Metazoa; Chordata; Aves; Tinamiformes; Tinamidae. The coding region runs from base 1 to 1308 and encodes 435 amino acids. Gene Ontology annotation, biological process: protein localization to cell surface; attachment of GPI anchor to protein.
AUGGCGGCUCCGCUGGUGCUGGCGCUGGUGGCGGCCGUGACGGUGCGCGCCGCGCUCUUCCGCUCCAGCCUGGCCGCCUUCAUCUCCGAGCGCGUGGAGGUGGCCUCGCCGCUCAACGCCUGGCAGCGAGUGGUCGAGGGAUUAGCUCUGCUGGACUUAGGAGUCUCGCCAUAUUCCGGAGCAGUUUUCCAUGAGACCCCGCUGAUGAUUUACCUCUUUCACUUCUUGAUUGAAUACGCCGAGCUGGUGUUCAUGAUAACUGAUGUGCUAACUGCUGUUGCCCUUUACUUGGCCAUCCAGGACUUCAACAAAGUUGUGUUUAAAAAACAAAAGCUUCUAAUCGAGCUGGAUAAAUAUGCAUCAGACGUGGCUGAGCUCAUCCGGACGCCCAUGGAGAUGCACUACAUCCCCCUCAAGGUGGCCCUGUGCUAUCUCUUAAAUCCUUAUACUGUGAUGUCUUGUGUGGCAAAGUCCACCUGCUCUAUCAACAAUACUGUCAUUGCAUUCUUCGUUUUAGCUACAAUAAAAGGUAGUGCCUUUCUCAGUGCAAUAUUUCUGGCCUUAGCAACCUACCAGUCAUUAUACCCUGUCACGCUCUUUGCUCCGGCUCUCCUUUACCUUCUACAGCGUCAAUUUAUACCAGUCAAACUGAAAAGUAAAAGCUUCUGGCUCUAUACCAUGCAGUAUGCAGCGCUGUACCUGUGCAGCCUGGUGGUGAUCAUCUGCCUCUCCUUCUUCCUCCUCAACUCCUGGGAUUUUAUCCCAGCAGUUUACGGGUUUAUCCUUUCAGUUCCAGAUCUGACACCCAAUAUUGGCCUUUUCUGGUACUUCUUUGCGGAGAUGUUUGAGCACUUUAGUCUUUUCUUCGUAUGUGUGUUUCAAAUCAACGUGUUUUUCUAUACCGUUCCCUUGGCAGUAAAGCUAAAGGAGCACCCCAUGUUCUUCAUGUUUGUCCAGCUCGCCAUCAUUUCUAUCUUCAAGUCCUACCCCACGGUGGGAGACGUUGCACUGUACAUGGCCUUCCUUCCAGUCUGGAGCCACCUUUACAGAUUCCUCCAGAACAUCUUCAUCCUGUCUUGCGUGAUCGUUUUCUGCUCCCUCCUGUUCCCCGUCUUGUGGCAUCUCUGGAUUUACGCAGGAAGUGCCAACUCCAAUUUUUAUUACGCCAUCACGUUGGCUUUCAACGUAGGGCAGAUCCUGCUCAUCUCGGAUUAUUUCUAUGCCUUCCUCCGACGGGAGUACUACCUCACUCAUGGACUCUAUUUGCAAAGGCAAGAUGGGACAGAGGCCAUGCUUGUUUUGAAGUAGGGAUCAUAUUCACCAGUCUUGGGAAGUGGACCUAGAGAACUUACAAAGCUUGGGGGCUAUGGGGUGGGUGGGGAAGGUUCCCUGGAUGAGGUCGGACAUUGAGGAUGAUGCCUACUGAAGAGAGCGGAGAACGUUCUGGAAACACCCUCCUGAGCUACAAUGGUGCAGAGAGUGCAAGAGGAGCCCCGGUGCCUCCCUUGGAGCGUCUCCCCUCUUCCCUCAGCCGUGCUUUUUACUGCGACCUCAGCCAUCAACUCUGGGCAGUCCAGCAGGAACUGGAGAAAGUGCCUGGGCUGAAAACAGGGCUGGCCCGGGAGGAGCUGAGAACAUAACCUGUUCACUACUACUGCUCCCCGGAGAUGUUGGUUUCUCCUGGAAAUUCCCCCUUCACUGCUUUGACCGCAAGUGUUGCUGCUUGGCAUGAGACAAUCUCUUGGCAUCAGGGCCUCAACCUGGGCUGCAUUCAACUUGGAUGAUCUCUCUUGGU